CAGUGUACAGUAUACCAUGUACAUAUAGGUCGAUGGUAGUACCAGCUGGAAGUAGAUAUACAACACAACAACGCGACCGUGUACAUUGUGCGAAAGGAUGUCAUUCUGGACAUGGAUCCUACUAGAACUAGACAGUAGGAUCCAUGUUCUUUACGAUGCUGUAGUGUGUAGGCCCUACUAUUUAUCUGUCAAGUGCAUCACCUAAUUAAUAAUUCCAUGUCUGUUACGAUCUGGAUUUGAGAAUUAUUUUGAUUUUGAUGAACCAAGGAGGUGCCUGGAUAGACCUGAGAGUUUUCAGGAUAUUAAAGGGAGGAGGCCACCAUGGUUAAGUUGGAGGGUUGUAGAGGCUGGUUGAUCACGCUGGUUACUUUCUUUCAUUUCUUCGCUAACUAUGGAUUCUUAUAUUCGUAUGGACAAUUCUUAGUCAUCUUCCAAGACGAGUUUGGCAAAGGAGCAACUGCCACAGGAUGGCUCGGGACGAUUCCAUUUGGUCUGACCUACCUCGCCACCCCCAUCUCAAACUCUCUCAUAGCACGAUACCAACAUCGACGGAUUGCUGCUAUAGGUGUCAUCUCUUGCUUUAUAUCUCUCAUUGUGACGUCAUUCAUGAAUAGUCUCCUUCCGAUGUUCUUCACAUUUAGUCUGGUAUACGGGUUUGGUAUCAACUUUGUGACGGCUUCUGGGCUAAACAUCAUAUUACAGUACUUCCCAGACAAAAACUCAGCGAGGGCUGUGACGAUGGCACUUAUAGGAUGCAGUACAGGUCUUUUAGCCUUGAACCCUCUCAUAUACUUCCUCAUCAAUGCCGUUGGCUGGAGGAAUACUAUACGGAUCGCAUCAUCUGUCAUUCUAAUUACCGGUGUGGGGGCUGUCUCUACGUACACCCCUCCUCAGAAGGACACGGACCAACCUAAGUCAUACAUGAAAAUAGAAGCGAACAAAGAAAAAGAAAACCUCUUUGGUGUUAAAGUAGAUGCAAGUGACAUUGCACUUCAAAAGAAGGUUUUGGAUGAAGGGAACAAAGUACCGAGAGCCCUGAGAGUAUUAGGGUAUCCAGAAUUGUGGAUUUUGGCUUCUGCUCUAGUGGUCUCUUGUGCAGGUGUUUGUUUCUUUUACAUGAGCUUGGUUAAUUUUAUGAUAUCAAGAAAGUUUGAAGAUGAAACGAGCGCACUGGUUAUGACAGUACUAGGAGUGUCUCAGGUGGUUGGUAAAGUGGUGGUAGCCAUUGUUGGGGACCACCUACCACUGCCAAAGGUAUUCCUUCUAGUCAUAGCUAAUAUCAUCGGAGCAGUACAGAUGGGAAGUCUCCUAGUUGCAGACACACUCGCACCUGUCGUCUGUAUUAUCAUUAUUUCAGGAGUGUUCGUUAUAUCUGUCCUUGACACCAUACCUCAUGCUGUAAGUCAUCAAUUGUUCCAUCCUAAUCAGUGUCUUAUAUCAUGGACAGUACUCACUUCGGCCAUGGGGUCUGGCUAUGUCGUGGGGGCGCUCCUAGGUGAAAGUAUGGAUCAAACUGGGUCAUAUGACUGUGCUCUCUAUGUAUGCAUGGGAUUUUUCUUGACGUCAGCGUUGUUCUGCAGCUUUGUUCCUUUAUACCAGACAUGUUGUGCAUCAAAGCGAAUUGUUAUAAAGAAUAAGGCGAUGGUGGAUCAACCAACAGAAUUAUGAUUGAAUAUAAUUGUCACUGAAUCACAGAGAGAGAGAGAGAGGGAGAGAGAGAGCAAGAGAUGAAGGGGGGCGGGGGAGAGUUUGAAAUGCGUGAUGUUGAUUGUUCGGAAGUGAUUCGGUGUCAGUGAAGGGGAAACUUCAAGUUGUAGCGAAAUUCUUUUUCCAAUCCUAUUUUAUAUGGACAGGAAAAUUCAUUUUACAGGAAAACUCCAACACAUAUAUAUGAGCCCUUGAUUUAUAGUUAAAACUGAAAAAUACCUGAAAUGCAUGAAUUUUACUCAUUAUGGCCAACCCUUUUCGAAGACAGUUUAUGCAAAAACUUACAUUAGAAUUGGCAGUGUCAUUGAACAUGAAAUCGUAUCGGGUGGAAAGGUUCCUGCUAACUUUAAUGUCAAUAACGAUUUUUGAUUACUGAUAACAACCUGGACAACAUGAAUAUUAUGUAGAUCCAUUGUAACAACAGCGGCAAUUGUUUAUUAUUCAUUUGAGAUGGGUAUCAAGACAUUCCUAUCAAAUGUCGACAAUUUACGUGGCAUAUUUUGAUUGAAACUGCAACAAUUUUGUAAUGGUUUUAAAAUAGAUAAUCUUCAAUACUAGGGUAACUCUAUAUUUGAAUAAGUUAAUGUUAUGUUCGUAACCUUACACUGUACCCCAUACCGUCAAGUGCUCAGGUGAAUAUUUUGAUAUAUGUUAUAUCACUGUUUGGAAACAUUCUAUUGUAUACAUAAAAUGUUUAAACGGGUAACACGAAUUGUUAUCGUCACCCAGGGUUAGAUCGUUUCUAUACACUUGAAAACUGUUUGGAAACCUGAAAUAUCUUGUGUUGAAGAAAAACCGAUAUUAUGCCUACUAUAGUAUCUUUAAAAUGUAUCCAUUUGUAAAGUAUCCGUAUUUGAGUGCAAAGCAACUGGCAUUAAAAGCCUUCAGAGUUGACACAAUUUCAUUUCUGCCAAGUCAAAUUAAGCUUGAAAUGGCAUUUGUGUAAUUUCCAUUCAGAGUUAAAGUGACGCGAACAUCCUUAGUCUGACACUGAACGAUGUGACAUUAUCCCAGAUUAGACACAAUUAGAGUUAACUUAAUUCAACUCUGAAAUCAGAGUCAUUUUAACUCGAUGAGAGUUGCCUCUCGCCUGAAUCAAUUCCGAGUCUUAUCUGAUUGUUUGACCCAAGUAGGAGUCCUACGUGCCAUAUAUUUCGGAUAUGAAACUGCUCAGAAAUAAUGGUAUUAUUAUUUUCAAUUUCUUGUGUUCAUGAACGUUACUAUAGAUUAUGCUCAUGUUUUGUGUAUUUGUGUUUUAUUUGAGUUUUUAAACUUAUUUGAUAAGUUUAUUUUUCGUUUAGCCAUGCAUGUGUGCGAUUCUCGUCUUCAAAUAUAGUGUUAUUAUGAACUGAUAUAUGUUUUGAUUUAUCCGGGAAGAAAGACAAAUAACGAUUAGAAAUAAAUCUGAUCAUCUGAACUUACUGUUUUAAAAAAAAGAACAUUUUCACGCCUGAUCCGGGACGCUUCUUCAGCUCGUCUGAACUGGCAGGAAAUCUUCCGGUUAUAAAUGCCUCGAAAAUUAUGAUAGUUUUGUGUUAUGUGUGAAUAUGAUAUUCUCCAAAAUAGGCAUACAAAUUUUUUUAUAAAGGUAUCACAUAUCUUGAGAUAUUUAAAGUUUUAAAAUGAUAGAAUUAUAUUCAAAACGACGUGACUAUUGAUGCCUGCACAAAAUACAAUAAUAGUCCAAAUACUAACCAAUGAAGUUAUCGAAAAUGUAUUUAUGUAGUUAAUACAAAAAUACAUUAUGAUGUAGGCCUGAAUUACCUACUUUGGUAGAAACAUCAGUCUUCGACAUUUUGUCUUUGGAAACAUGUGUCUUAAAUGAGAUUAUUGUCUUUCAAAUUGUAAUGAUAAAUAUAUAGGAUUUGUAUAAUGGCUCCCGUAUUACCCCGGCUAAGCUAGUCUGCCUAUUCCGAUGCUCACAGCUUUUUGAGGAAUUACUUCCUGCCAGUAUCCAUUUUCUCACCUGGGUUGAGUGCAGCACAAUGUGGGCAAUUUUCGUGCUGAAGGAAAAUUGCGCACGACUUCUUUAGAAGAAUGAUAUACAGAUGUAUGUCCAUGUACAUGUUUAGCUAUCGUGGUAAUAUGCCAUUAUUAUUCUUUUGAGUAGCAUAAACAUGGAACUUCUUCAAAGUAUUCUUUCUUCCUUUUUUAUACAAUAAUAAUUAUUCUUUUUUCUAUUAUUUGUGUGUGUAUUUGAAUGUGAAUCAAACUACUUAAUGAUUGAAAAGUGUUAAGGACACAAAUUGUCUAUUUGUGGACUCUUUUUUUUAAAUCGCAUUACAGUGUGAACCAUCAACUUGCAGGCUAUGACUUCUUUCCAUCAUAGUAUGGUGGAAGUAUAAAACGUCAAUGAAUGCAUAUUGCAAGAGCUUUAUUCUAUGUUGAGUGCAAUUCAUAAUAUCUCAAAUAUUUGUCGCAUGUUAUUUUAAAGUUUAUUUUUCAUGGAGUCUAAUUAUAAUCAUAUUCUGUAGAAUUUAGAUUUUUAUAUGAAUUUGAAAAUAUAUUAUAUCUUGUAGAAUGUCAGUUUGAUUAUAACGCUUAAAAGACGUACAAUAAUUUGCUUAUUUUUCAUGUCAUUGUAUUUUGCAGGGUAUCAAAAUGAUAAGCCAUGUGCCACUCUUAAUAUGUGAUUCAAUGUGGUAUAUCGUGAAUAUUAUAUAGACUUUUAUCUAACUUUGAUAAUUUUGGAUUUGUACGCACAAUAAACUGUUGGUGUAUUAAGUGCCGAAUGAAUAAAGCACCUGAAACUU
Messenger RNA from Lytechinus variegatus (green sea urchin), 4460 nucleotides. RefSeq names its product monocarboxylate transporter 9-like. Bases 322 to 1668 code for a protein of 448 amino acids. Gene Ontology annotation, molecular function: transmembrane transporter activity. The record is from RefSeq and is a predicted model, not a curated record. The transcript has 7 exons. Gene Ontology annotation, biological process: transmembrane transport. NCBI's taxonomy places the organism in Eukaryota, Metazoa, Echinodermata, Echinoidea, Temnopleuroida, Toxopneustidae.